Molecule: messenger RNA, 1922 nt
Organism: Phragmites australis (common reed)
Lineage: Eukaryota; Viridiplantae; Streptophyta; Magnoliopsida; Poales; Poaceae
Exons: 3
Coding region: 142-1587 (481 amino acids)
Source: RefSeq, a predicted model, not a curated record
UCUAAAAAGGUACGAAUUGAAUGUUAAAUUCUAGAAUCUCUCGUCUACUUUCCCCUCGCCUUUCCCCACCCCGCACGUUCUCUCAACGACCCAAAUCGGGACAGAUUCUGCCUCCUCGUCGUGAUUGCUAGCUAUGCGACAAUGACGGCGUCCUGCCCGGGCGCAGCGGCUGUGCGCGCGCGCUGGACGGCGCGGUCCCUGGCCGGCGCGUUCCUCGACCUCGCCCUCGCUUGGGCCUGCCUCUGCUUUGCCACCCUCGCCUCCGCCGCCGCCCGCCUCCUGGCCCUCCUCGGCCUACCGCUCCCCUGCACCUGCGCGCGCCCGCACCUCCCCUGCCUCCUCGUCUUCCUCGCGCGCUACCCCUCCCGCGCGCUCGACUCCCUCCACGGCUCCCUCCGCUCCCGCUUCCCCUUCGCCGCCGAUGCCACCCCCACCUCCGACGACGACGACGACGAGGAGGCCGUCGAUGGAGAUCUGAGAAGGGAGGCGGAGGAGGAGCGCCAGCGGGAGGCGCAGUGCACGGAGCUGCGGCGGGAGCUCGACAAGGAGCGCAGCGCCGCGGCGUCGGCCGCCGAGGAGGCCAUGUCCAUGAUCCUGCGCCUGCAGAAGGAGAAGUCCGCACUCGAGAUCGAGGCACGGCAGCAGCGCCGGGCCGCCGACGAGCGCUGCGCCUUCUACGAGGACGAGGUGGAGGAGCUCAGGGACAUCGUGCUCCUGAGGGAGCGCGAGGCGCGCGCGCUGCGGAAGGAGGUGGACGCGUACCGCCGGCUGCUUGGCCUCGCAUCGGAGGACUACGACGACGAGGAGGAGAUGGUGACGCCUCAUAGUAUCUUCCUUGAAGGACAGCCGAGCUCAUCUAAAUCGGUCGGUACGAAUCGGGGUGAUGACAGGAUCGUGCAAUUGGGGAAUGAUUCUGUUUUCAGCUUCAAGACGCCGUUCUUGUGCGAACAGUUGGUGCCGCCUGUUCCUGCAGAUCAUGUCAAGGUGGGAAAUGACGAUAGCAUUGUUGUUCAGACACCCGGUGAAGUUCCUGUGGCCAAAUCGAAACUGGAGGUGGAGAGCUGCGAAGAUGAUGGAACUGAGACGGUGGAAAUUCCGCCCCUAUCUGCCCGGAGUUUAGGUUUCGAUCAAGGUGGUGAUUUUCAUGUUGACGCUGCAGCUGGUAUGGAAGAUACGGAGGAGGAGGCUGCUGAUGAAUUUCAGGAGGUAGAUUGUGGGAGUAUUGAUAAGACUAGUCAUGAUCAUACAGGAAGUGAGAAUGAUGCAUGUAUCUACGAUGUGCAUGUAGUUGAUGAUAUAUGCGUCUCGACAGAAGUUAAGGGCUUGAUUGGCCGAAGCUACUCAGAUGCAACAAUCCAAGCAGAAAAGUUGCAGACUCGUGCUGCUGCAGAUGAUCUCCUGGGGAAAAGUCUGAAUGCCAUUAAAGGUGCACAAGACAAGAUAAGGGUUGUGGCAAGUGAAAGGAGGCGGUCAUUACAGUUGGAACUCUUAGAGGACAUAGCUAAUCAACUUCAAGAAAUCAAGGAGGCUGCAGAAACAGGGCGACACAUGUACCGUGCUUCUCCUAAAAAUUCCAAGAAAAACUAGGACAGGCAUACAGGCAUAUCAUGUCAUGAAAACAUGGCUGUUGUUGUAAAGCUAAUCUCAUGAAGAUGUGGGUAUUUGACAUAUUGUAUACUUUCUGCAGGACAGGCAUAUCACGUCAUGAAAACACGUCUGUUGUUGUAAAUAUUUAUUUUGGUUUGUAGUCUAGUUUGUUCAUUUUGUUCAUCAUUAAGGUUUGUUCGUUCUUUUGAAUAAGUAUCGAUUGUAAUUGUGUACGUGUACAUAAACAUCAGAUCCAUUUCAUUUUUUUUAUAAUCCUGUGAUUCUGUCUGCUAUACAUGUACAUAAACAAUAGGAGAUCCAUUUCAUUGUUUGUA